Messenger RNA from Aethalodelphis obliquidens (Pacific white-sided dolphin), 3060 nucleotides. It is a transcript of the gene CORIN, whose product is annotated as corin, serine peptidase. Gene Ontology annotation, biological process: regulation of blood pressure; peptide hormone processing. Bases 19 to 3060 code for a protein of 1013 amino acids. Gene Ontology annotation, molecular function: serine-type endopeptidase activity; protein binding. Gene Ontology annotation, cellular component: membrane. The record is from RefSeq and is a predicted model, not a curated record. NCBI's taxonomy places the organism in Eukaryota, Metazoa, Chordata, Mammalia, Artiodactyla, Delphinidae. The transcript is spliced from 21 exons.
GGAGCAGAUGGUGAUACCAUGGGUGAUGAUUGCUCUCAGAAGCUGGCGACUGUGAAUAUUCUUCGUUUCCUAUUGCUGGUCCUGAUUCCAUGUAUCUGUGCUCUCAUUGUCCUGCUGGUGAUCCUGCUGUCCUUUGUUGGAACAUUAAAAAAAGCCUAUUUUAAAUCAAACGGGAGUGAACCUUUGGUCACUGAUGGUGAAGUCCAUGUGUAUGAUGUUAUUCUUCCAAGUACAACUCAUAACGAGAGCACCGGGACAUCUACUGCCAAUCCCACCCAACACAUUCCAGCCUGGACUAUGGAGGCUUCUCUCCCAGGGGACCAAAAUCACAGGAGCACAAGUGCCUGCAUGAACAUCACUCACAGCCAGUGUCAGAUGCUGCCCUACCACACCACGCUGACACCUCUCCUCUCUAUUGUCAAAAACAUGGAAAUGGAGAAGUUCCUCAAGUUCUUCAUGUACCUCCAUCGCCUUGGUUGCUAUCAACAUAUCAUGCUUUUUGGCUGCAGCCUUGCCUUCCCCGAGUGCAUCGGUGAUGGUGAUGACAGUCAUGGACUCCUGCCCUGUAGGUCCUUCUGUGAGUCUGCAAAAGAGGGCUGUGAAUCAGUCCUGGGGAUGGUGAAUGCCUCCUGGCCCGAAUUCCUCAAAUGCUCCCAGUUUAGAAACCAAAGUGAAAACAACAAUGUCAGCAGGAUUUGCUUCUCACCACAGCAGGAAAAAGAAAAGCAAUUGAUCUGCGGAGGGGGUGAGAGCUUUCUGUGUGCCAGUGGCAUCUGUGUCCCCAGGAAACUGCUGUGUAAUGGCUACAACGACUGUGGCGACUGGAGUGACGAGGCUCAUUGCAAUUGCAGCGAGAGUCUGUUUCACUGUCACACGGGCAAGUGCCUUAAUUAUAGCCUGGUAUGUGAUGGAUAUGACGACUGUGGGGAUCUGAGUGAUGAGCAAAACUGUGACUGCAACCCCACAGAGGAGCAUCGCUGUGGAGAUGGACGCUGCAUUGCCAUAGAGUGGGUGUGUGACGGUGACCAUGACUGUGGGGAUAAGUCUGACGAGGUCAAUUGCUCAUGUCACAGCCAGGGUCUGGUGGAAUGCAGAAGUGGCCAGUGUAUCCCCAGCACUUUCCAGUGUGAUGGAGACGAGGACUGUAAGGACGGAAGUGAUGAGGAGAGUUGCACCAAUGGUCAGACUCCGUGUCAAGAAGGAGAUCAAAGAUGCCUCUACAGUUCCUGCCUUGAUUCAUGUGGUGGUAGCUCUCUUUGUGAUCCCAGCAACAGUCUGAAUAAUUGUAGUCAGUGUGAACCAAUUACGUUGGAACUCUGCAUGAAUUUGCCCUACAACCAUACAAAUUAUCCAAAUUACCUCGGCCACAGGACUCAAAAGGAGGCAUCCAUCAGCUGGGAGUCUUCUCUUUUCCCUGCACUUGUUCAAACCAACUGUUACAAAUACCUCAUGUUCUUUGCUUGCACCAUCUUGGUACCAAAGUGUGACAAGAAUACAAGCCAGCGUAUCCCUCCUUGCAGAGCUCUGUGUGAGCAUUCCAAAGAACGCUGUGAGUCUGUUCUUGGGAUUGUGGGCCUACAAUGGCCAGAAGACACAGAUUGCAAUCAAUUUCCAGAGGAAAAUUCAGACAGUCAAACCUGUCUAAUGCCUGAUGACGAUGUGGAAGAAUGCUCACCUAGUCACUUCAAGUGCAGCUCAGGACGGUGUGUUCUGGCUUCCAGAAGAUGUGAUGGCCAGGCUGACUGUGAUGAUGAUAGUGAUGAAGAAAACUGUGGAUGUAAAGAGAGAGAUCUUUGGGAGUGUCCAUCUAACAAGCAAUGUUUGAAGCACACAGUCAUCUGUGAUGGGUUCCCAGACUGCCCUGAUAACAUGGAUGAAAAAAAUUGCUCAUUUUGCCAAGAUGAUGAGCUAGAAUGUGCAAACCACGAGUGUGUGUCACGUGACCGGUGGUGUGACGGCGAAGCCGACUGCAUAGACAGUUCCGACGAAUGGGACUGUGUGACCCUCUCUGCAAAUGUGAACUCCUCGUCAUUCCUGACCGCUCACAGAUCUGCCAUGGAACACCACGUGUGUGCGGAUGGCUGGCAGGAGACGUUGAGUCAGCUGGCCUGCAAGCAGAUGGGUUUAGGAGAACCAUCUGUGACCAAGGUGAUACAGGAACAGGAGCGAGACCAGCAGUGGCUGACAUUGCACUCCGACUGGGAAAGCCUUAAUGGGACCACUUUGCAUGAACUACUGGUAAAAGGGCAGUCCUGUCACAGCAGAAGUAAGAUUUCUCUUCUAUGUACUAAACAAGACUGUGGGCGCCGCCCUGCUGCCCGAAUGAACAAGAGGAUCCUUGGGGGUCGGACGAGUCGCCCAGGAAGGUGGCCCUGGCAGUGUUCCCUGCAGAGUGAACCCAGUGGUCACAUUUGUGGCUGUGUCCUCAUUGCCAAGAAGUGGGUUCUGACAGUCGCCCACUGCUUCGAGGGGAGAGAGAAUGCUGCCGUUUGGAAAGUGGUGUUUGGCGUCAAUAAUCUAGACCACCCAUCAACGUUCAUGCAGAUGCGCCUCGUGAAAACCAUCAUCCUGCAUCCUCGCUACAGUCGAGCAGUGGUAGACUAUGACAUCAGCAUAGUGGAGCUAAGCGAGGACAUCAAUGAAACGAGCUACGUCCGGCCCGUCUGCUUACCCAGCCCGGAGCAGUCAUUAGAACCUGAUACUUACUGCUAUAUCACAGGCUGGGGACACAUGGGCAACAAAAUGCCUUUUAAGCUGCAAGAGGGAGAAGUCCGCAUCAUUUCUCUGGAGCAGUGUCAGUCCUACUUUGACACUAAGACCAUCACCACCCGGAUGAUCUGUGCCGGCUAUGAGUCUGGCACGGUUGACUCGUGCAUGGGUGACAGUGGUGGGCCUCUGGUCUGUGAGCGGCCUGGAGGACAGUGGACAUUAUUUGGCUUAACUUCAUGGGGCUCUGUCUGCUUUUCCAAAGUCCUGGGACCUGGAGUUUAUAGCAACGUGACGUACUUUGUCAAAUGGAUUGAAAGACAAAUAUACAUCCACGCCUUUUUCCUAAACUAA